Messenger RNA from Eleginops maclovinus (Patagonian blennie), 7760 nucleotides. It is a transcript of the gene arid3c, whose product is annotated as AT rich interactive domain 3C (BRIGHT-like). Bases 220 to 1953 code for a protein of 577 amino acids. The record is from RefSeq and is a predicted model, not a curated record. Lineage: Eukaryota; Metazoa; Chordata; Actinopteri; Perciformes; Eleginopidae. Gene Ontology annotation, molecular function: DNA binding. Gene Ontology annotation, biological process: regulation of transcription by RNA polymerase II. Gene Ontology annotation, cellular component: nucleus. The transcript is spliced from 8 exons.
GGGGGCUGAUCUCCACCUCCAGAGGUCAUUCUCUCUACAGUCACCACUUGUUGCCAGAGCGGAUCGGGGCUCCAGCAUUCAGCAGCAAACACAUUUCAAGUAUUUAUUCCGCCUAUCGAGACCUACAUGUCUGGAUGUUGAAUGCGGAACGUUACGCGGACUGAAGCAAGACUCCUGUGAUCUGGUUCAUAAUAUCUGGCGCAUCUGACGGACAGAAGCAUGGUUGAUAAUAUAGCAACUAAAUCUGCUUUGCAAGGCUCUUUCUCGUCCGCCAGCAGCCUUCCCCUGCAGGCUCCCUCCGCCUCCUCUCACAGCCUCUUCCCCGGCGCACAGUCCCAGCAGCCGGCCAGCGGAGGCAUGAAGCUCGAAGCCGUCAUGGAGAACCUGCAGCGGCAACAGGCAGCGCGACUGGCCCUGGAAGAGAAGCUCCGGCAGGCGGAGACGGAGAAAGACCUCCGCUCCAUGGUGGAGUCCCAGAUCCACCAACAAGCUCUGGCUUUCCGACACUACCAGGCGGCGAUGCGCGGAGCCCUGGCGGCUGGAGUUGCCAACUCGUCCCCCGGAGUGAUGCUCCCACAUAUGGAGGUCCGAAGAGCCGACGAGGAUAGCUCCGGACCGGGCAGCGACGACAGGGAGCGAGACGAGGAGGGAGAGGACAUGGAGGACCAGGACAUGAUGGAUGAAGACGAGGAGGGCGAAGACGAUGUCAGUUUGAACCACUUCCAGCACCGGCAGUCCUCGCUCCUGCAGGGAGCCUGUCUCCCUCCGAAAAGCACCCCGAUGCAUCUCAUGGCCAGAGUCCCGGCGGCCUUCGCCCCGGGCCGGCGUGCAGAGUCUCCAUCGGCGCCACCGCCCCAGCACCACGACUGGACCUACGAGGAGCAGUUCAAACAGCUGUAUGAAUUGGACGAUGGGGAAAAGCGCAAAGAGUUUCUCGAUGACCUAUUCAGCUUCAUGCAGAAACGGGGGACUCCAGUGAAUCGGAUUCCUAUCAUGGCCAAGCAGGUGUUGGAUCUCUACAUGCUCUACAAGCUCGUCACAGAAAAAGGCGGCUUAGUGGAAGUCAUCAAUAAGAAAAUAUGGCGUGAGAUCACCAAAGGCCUUAACCUCCCUACCUCCAUUACCAGUGCAGCUUUCACUCUGAGAACACAGUAUAUGAAGUACCUCUACCCGUAUGAAUGUGAAAAGCGAGGCCUGAGCUCCCCCGGUGAGCUUCAGGCAGCUAUCGACAGCAACCGGCGGGAAGGCCGUCGGCAGAGCUACGGCUCGGCCAUCUUCAACUACUCUCCUGUGGGCACCCCCACCCUCAUGUCCUCACCGAAGAUGCACUUGUCCCACCUCUCUAUGCCCACGCACAACUCUGGCCAUAUCUCCCAGGUGCCUGUGAUCAAGAAAGAGGAGUCCAUGAUGGCCAGCUGCCUGCCCAGCCGCGGGGGCCUUUCCAUGUCUCACAGCAGCCAUCACGCAGCAGCCAUGGCCGCUCAGGCAGCCGCAGCUCAGGCAGCAGCGGCCGUCCAGGCGGCGGCACUGGAGCAGCUCCGAGAGAAGCUGGAGGGUGGUGAGCCGCCGGAGAAGAAGAUGAUGAUGGUGGCCGAGGAGCAGCAGAGGAUGGUGCAGCACGCUCUGCAGCAGAACCUGCUGGCCAUGGCCUCCCAGCUGCCCCUCAACAUCAAACUCAACAACAGAGAUGAUAGACAAGAGACCGCAUUGAACCUGUCUACCAACGGCAUUAGCAGCAUCAACAUGUCAAUAGAAAUAAAUGGAGUUGUCUACACAGGCGUCCUGUUUGCUCGGCAGUCAGCCAUAGCAGCGAUGACGGGACACCGCGGGAGACACGGCAACUGUCAGACUCAGGGAAAGAGCAGUCCCUCACAGUUCCAGCCCUCCUGCUCCUCCUCCUCCUCUUCCUCCUCCUCUUCCUCGCUCCAUGGACACAGAAACUCCUCCCCCUGAGUUUCCUGUCCCUCUUCACCUCCUCUCCAGACUUACCAGGGAGGAGAUCCUCUGAAAGACACCAAGCAGUUAGAGACACAUCAGAGAAAGCCACCCUCAACUCGUUUUGACGGAGGCUCUCUUCAUCACAAUCCUUCUAGGUCAGACUGAAGAGUAGUUAACAUUUUUACAUGCAAGAAAUCUUCCAGUCCCCCGUUUCCCCAUCUUCCUGCUCUGAGUUAGCGGUGUGUUUGGAGGACCUGUGAGUGUUACUAUUGUCUUGAACACUUCAAACGCAUGGUCGCCCUUCAGCUUCUGGUGAAACCUGGGUGAAGCCAAAUGAAGAAUCCUCAUUGUGCAACAUUUCAAUCAAAAGAUGAACAGCUGACCUUCAGCAGGAAAUGAUGUUUGUCUGCUUUAUGAAACUCACUACUUACAGCUGAUACCAAAGAAGAAAAACAAAUCCAUAUUGGUAAACACGUCCAGCGUUUUCAAUGAGCAUAAGCUCCAAUUAUCAAAGAUUAUGGCGAGAAUACAAGCACGUCCUAACAGGACAUCUUCAUGUAAUGGGUAAAAAGCCUGUCUACACUCAUUAAUAUGGUCAUUAAGGCUGGACGGAGCUAUGUUUGUGUGCUUGCAAGCAGUCUCUUCUCUUAAACAGCAGACAAUCAGAAACAUGUUAGCUUGCUUAUUAGCCAGCAGGCUAAUGGAAGCACAAGGUCACAGUUAACACAUAGCGCCAUCCAACAGUAUCAAACCAAAGUCAACUGAUCAGUUGGAUCCCCCAGCAUCAGGCCCACUGUCUGCUAGUUUGUACAAUGAGCACAUUCACUUCAAGAUAUUCAAAUCGAAUCGUAAUACUAUCUAAAAAACAGGAUUACAACUAUAUUUUGCAGGGUCCCUCUACAAUCAUGUAUUUAUCUGUUUUGUGUUGUGCACAGCACAAAAAGUAAAUGAAUAUUAAAGUCACUACAAAGAAUUUAUCACAUAUAUAACCCCUGAGGAACAUGGGUCCCAGAGCAGUGUAAGCGUUGACUUUAAUUAAAUGUAUUGUGUCAGCACAUUUCACAUCACUGUAUUAAGUUAGUUGAAAGCCAUAAUAAUAAGUUUAAAUACAAAAUAUUUCAAGGUUCAACUUAAUAUUAUGGCUUUCAACUAACCUGAUACAGUGAUUUGAAAUCUGUUGACAUUCCGUUUUUUUAGUGUGUGCCUAAUUUAAACACACUGUGUACAAGAAAUUGUACAAUUGCAUCAGCUCAAACCAACAUUGGACAAUAUAAAUUGGACAAUUUCACCAAAGAUGUAUUGCUUGCACCACCGACCAUUCAUUUUCCUGACAAGGAUAUACACAUGACAAGAACCUACCAAUCCGGAAAGCCAUCAUUCAACACAGUUCACACACACACAUUUAGUAGACUCUGCUAAGGCAGAGUUAUAGAUAUGAUCUUUUUAUUUUUUGAUUACUUUAAUAUGAUGUAAUAACUGACCCUCAUCAGUUCUCCAUGUACUCUUUUUUUAAUGGUGCUCUAAUGAGGCUUUGUUAAUGCAGUACUAAGUUUGGCCCCUGGGACAAAUUUGUAUAAGAAAGUGUAUAUUGCAUUCUGGGACAUCAACCACACACUGUAGGGAUGAGUUUAUUAUGCGUUUGGCUCACAGUUAUUAGCCGUUAGUAUGUUAGCUGUUGUCAGAAACUAUGAUAGCUAGCUGAGAUAUGAGAUAAAGAGAGAAUUCUUCCCAUGAAAUAGUCUGCUCCCAGCCACUGCUCACUAACUAAUCGUGUCUGCUGCACUGAAACAACUGAAACGUUGACUUAGCUAAAUGUAUCAUGUCAACAAAUUUCACAUUAUAUUAUUAGGUUAGUUGCAACCAAUACUAUUAAGUUGAACCUAAUGUUUUGUAUCUAAACUUAAUAUUAUUGCUUUCAACUAAUACAGUUAUGUGAAAUCUGUAGACAUAAUCAAAGUCAACGUUUCAGUUUUUCAGUGUAAAGGGACCUUCAGUAUGGAUGUUAGGAGGCUGCUGACCACAUUAGUUUAUUCUUUUUCCCCCUAGGGUUUUUUUUUGUUGCUGUGAUCAUAAACUUGAUUUUUUUGACACAAGAAAUGCCCCAACUUGUGGAAUGCAUUUUUAGUUAGUAAAGAUCGCAAAAUAUUCAAACAUUUAUUAGUAUUAAAACAAAAUUGUUAGUCAAGAUCACAGAGAAUCAUUCUUUCACUUGAUGACAAAAACUGUCCUCUCGCUUGCAGAGUGGAAAGAGACAGAUUGAAUUGAUGUGAUGCAGACGUUGUUCCGGUCCAAUGGUUUCCUCAUUCACUACAGCAAAUGUUGCGAUCCACAUAUUGGCCCACUCUUGUGGUUGUGGUCAGAAAAACUUAGAGAAAUCUCUGAGUCGGUAGAGCUGCGGCACAUGACAUUGCAUUUGUUCUUUGAAGAAAUCUUCUGCAACGCACAUUGAGUAAAGCCAGGACCACUAGCAUGUAGAAUAUAUCAGUGGUGUUUGUUAACAUAUAAGAUGCAUAAUAAGCACAAAGCUGGCGUGACAUAGCCUUGGGAAGAGAUGAAUCAAGAGAGUGCUUGUAUGGCAUUGAAAUCAUUUGAGGAACGAGCAGAGCACUUCUUCCCGAGGCAGUAAGUGAUCGGAAACAAAGGAGGCGACACACAAAGACAUGUCGUCUGUAGGAAACUGUUAUCAGUCACUCACAAGUUUUAUAUUGUGAACAGAACCCAGGUUUCUUUUUUUUUUAGCAAUGCACUUGUGUAACAUCAGAAAGCUCUUCCAUCUUUAAGUUCUCUCUUUCUUUCUCAGUUAUCAAUAAGAUAUCAAAUAUUGUCUUUAUUAUGAAGGGAAAUGGGAUGUAGUUUGAACAUAUAUGGGUUUUUAUUAAGUCUGUUAAAGCAUUUAAUUGCAGAUUUUAUUUAUUGUGUUUUAUAUUCGAUGCUGCAAACGUUGCAUUCAGCUCCACCACUCUGUUGCAAACCCUUUGGAAGAGUUUUCUGGAAUGCAGAUACCUCACCAAUCUCCCUGUACAUAGUCAUAGAAUGAAUACAAGAUAUACCUCAUAAAUUCCAUUUAUUUUUUAUUGUACAGCCACCUGAAAACCAAUGUUUUACUUCAACAGAUCACUGGAUUUUUCUUUUUUUUCAUAUUUUGUAUGAUUAUACCAAAGAAGGGAAUAUUUUAUUGACACACAUCUACCUCAUUUGUUAUAGACUGUGCCAACAAGCAUGUCCACAAUCUUUAUUGCCAGUGUAUCCAUGGUGUUUCAUAUCCAUGUAUUUGUGUGAACACAAAAUGCUUUUCAGUCAAUGAAAAAACCAAUAGAUUAGUUAAGCAACAUGUUCAAAGUGCUUUUUACGUUGGGUGUUGUGCCGGCGCAACAAAACAGCCUUUUGUGGAACACAGUAGGUACGCUUGUCAAACGAAUCCAAUCUGCAUGAGAACAUGAACAUACAGCGGGGGGGAAGACAGCAGAUUGGAACAAUGAAUGGCUCAGAUUUGAUAUUUUUCCUGUCCUGAGGAUGGCGGUGUCAGAAGCUCUGAUUUCCAAAGUGACUGUAAGGUGCAGUUUAGCACGUAAAGGACUCUCAGAUUGUACCAUCACACUGAAGUCAACAUCAGACUAACUGAUGGGAAUAUGUAUCAGCUGAUAUAAGCUCAUAGCCCGAUAUAUCAUAUCGACUGAAAAAUGUCAAAAAUAUGUCAAAAAAAGCUUGUCCAGCAGGAAUCAUUGACGUCUUUGUUAAGUUCACUUCAUGUGUGGCUUACUAUUCUUAGAAGCAAAUGUUUCGAUAAACAACAAAGACAGGCCAAUACAUUUGAUCAUUUUACUAAUUUACACCACUUAAAUGAGGUUUCGAUUACAUUUGCUCUCUCAACAAAGCAGCCUUAACCUUUACUCUGGCAACACCAUCAGUCCAAGAUUUUGUAAAACGUAUCAACAGGCAGGUUCCCAAUAAUCUACUGAGCACAUUCAUGUUCCCCAGAGGAUGAUCCCUUUAGAUUGUAUUCGCUGAGACGCUGUGUUCCUGGUCUCACUCUUCAUGCAGAUGUUCACAGUUCUUGAUUUAAAAUGCUUUGACUAGCUUAUGAUGACAGUGUAACACUCUAGGCUGAUUACUGGUGAUAAAGCUAAUAAUAUAUUAUGUGACUUUAUGUAUAGAUGGUGAUGUUGAAUUUGUACAAACACAAUCGUGCAGCAGAGGACAAUCCUCAGCCAAUAAGAUGGUGGUUGUGCUUUAUGAUUCUCAUGUUUACUUGAAAUGUGUUCUCUAGCAAUCAGACAAAUGUGCAGGUAGACAAAGGUCCAAGGAAAGAAUCCCUUCCUUAUACACUUUGUGUUGCAUCCUUGAACACUGAAACACUGAUAGCAGAUCAGUAUUAAUGGGCCUCAGCUCUGCAAUAGUGGUGCAUUGAUGAUGUGUUUGUGUUGGCCGAUCUGGUAGUUAGCAUCGCAAGGGUUCUCUCAACAAAAAAGCAAUGGGAUUUUUCUAUUGGACUUGGUUCUAUUCCAGAAAAUAAGAUCUGUGGCAAACACACGUUUAUGUUACUUACCCAUUUUGUUCAGCAGGAUCAUUUCCACAUAUUACAACUACUUUUAUGUUUUCCGAAGCAUGAAUAGGUAAUAGGCUAUCAACAAACUACAUCUCGUUUGCAGGACUUUUCGUCCACACUGCUAAGCUAAAGGUGGCUAAUGUUCGGCGUGAUGAUGUUAGUAGUCUUAGUUCAAAAAACUUCAGAGAAUUGGAAUUGGUAAAAUGCUAACACUCAUCCUGCACCCCUCUAUAGAGUUGCAAAGUGGGAGAAGUUGUUUCAUUUUUAGGUAUCCAGGGUUCUGGAAGUUGAUGGUUCCUUCUGCUGCACCAUGAACUCUGACUUUUCUUUACCUGUGAUACACCCAACCACUCCAAGAAGUCACCAAGAAUUUGAGUAGAAAGACAAUUAUACAAUAGUAGCUGCUUCUCCCACUUUACCUCUGUCCAGAUUAGAGAGAAUAGUCUUAGAUCCAUUCACCUUAUUACCGUUUGUGAUGAUCAAUUACAUAUGUGUACCACGUUCCUGGAGUCAGUCAGAGGUUCUGUAAAUUGGAACUGCAUUGGGUGGUGAUUUUCUUGGAGACUUUGAAGGUGAAGUAACAAAAAUGGCUUUAGUCAACAUGGAGAGUCUUCCAUUUCAGUCAAUACAGACAGGUGAACCUUGAAGGUAACUAAGUAUAAUGCCUUCGCCUCCAUUCCCUCCCAAAAAUUGGAGCAACUUAAUUGUCCAGGAGAUGGCUGUCCAAGAUGGUGGUACACAUGUUGCCUCUGAAAGGGGGUCAUGUAGGACAGUGUACAUUUUCUACUUCCAUGAUCCAGGUGCUCCUCAUAGGUCAGCCCUGUCCACGUCCUGCUGUACAUACUGCUGAAUGAUGCCGACACUGAACACAUCAGGUCCUGCAUUCUUCUCACCAAAGAGUUUUUCAAAUUGUGACCACGCUCACAUGAUUUUUAGGUCAUUACCAAAGGCAGAGCAGACAAGCAAAGACAAAGCGACAGCUCUGCAUGCAGAAAAAAAAAGAAUUUACUUAUCUAAUCAAAUAACAUGUGGUUUACUUUGUAUUAUGCUAUGCUGGUAGUUUUUAGACACUAAUCGCUUAAUUAGCUGUGUAUGAAGCUUUAAAUGUUUCUUUUAUUUCCCUUUAGUUCAUCUUGGAUAAAUCCAGUGCAUUAUGGGAAUGCUGGAUUGUGGUGCUCAGGGGUUAAAAAUUUACAAAAAAGAAGUGAAAGAGAUUUUCCUGUUUUGCCAUUUGACUUGUAGCGUAUUUAGAAAUAAAAUCAUGCUUUUAACUUCA